Mastomys coucha (southern multimammate mouse) is the source of this 4654-nucleotide messenger RNA. RefSeq names its product FCH and double SH3 domains 2 (gene Fchsd2). Gene Ontology annotation, cellular component: neuromuscular junction; recycling endosome. Gene Ontology annotation, molecular function: protein binding. Bases 472 to 2766 code for a protein of 764 amino acids. The transcript has 21 exons. Lineage: Eukaryota; Metazoa; Chordata; Mammalia; Rodentia; Muridae. Gene Ontology annotation, biological process: neuromuscular synaptic transmission; regulation of actin filament polymerization. The record is from RefSeq and is a predicted model, not a curated record.
GGGCGUUGGGCACCGCGAGGGCCGGGCUGCCCGAGUGGGUGGGGGGCCGCCGCGUCAGCCAGCUGCAGCCGGGCCGCGGCAGGCGGCGAGCGCGGACGACGCGGCCGCUCCUCCUCGGCCGCCCGGCAAGCCGCGAGUCCCCCAGCGCCCCCGCUCGCGGCCCCCGCCCCCUGGCCGUCUCCGCCUCCUUCCCUCACACACCCCUCCGGGCCGCCCGGGCCCCAGGCCUUCCAGGCGCUCCUCCUCCUCUCCACACUCGCAGCGACCCGGGUGCUCCUGCUGCUCGCCUGCCUCGCAGCCUCCGGGCCGAUUUCUCUUCCUUCUCCUCCUCGGGCUCUCCUUUCACACACACACACACGCGCGCGCGCCCUGGCUUUCUGGGCCGCCCCCUUUUUCUCCAACCCGACUCACCCUCAGUCCUUUAAACGCCGCCGUCUGGGGUGGGCGGAGGAUUGAUGUCCCUUCAGCAUCAUGCAGCCGCCGCCGAGGAAGGUGAAAGUUACACAAGAGCUGAGAAACAUUCAAGGUGAGCAGAUGACAAAACUUCAAGCCAAACAUCAGGCAGAAUGUGAUUUACUUGAAGAUAUGAGGACUUUCAGUCAGAAGAAGGCUGCUAUUGAAAGAGAGUAUGCACAGGGUAUCCAGAAGUUGGCUAGUCAAUACCUGAAGAGAGAUUGGCCUGGAAUAAAAACUGAUGAUCGGAAUGACUACAGGAGUAUGUAUCCUGUUUGGAAAUCUUUUCUCGAGGGAACAAUGCAGGUAGCCCAGUCUCGGAUCAAUAUAUGUGAAAACUAUAAAAACUUCAUUUCUGAACCUGCAAGAGCAGUAAGAAGCUUAAAAGAACAGCAACUAAAACGGUGUGUGGAUCAGUUGACAAAGAUCCAAACAGAAUUACAAGAAACUGUGAAAGAUUUAGUGAAAGGCAAAAAGAAGUACUUUGAGACUGAGCAGAUGGCUCAUGCAGUAAGAGAGAAAGCUGACAUCGAAGCAAAGUCUAAACUUAGUCUUUUUCAAUCAAGAAUCAGUUUACAGAAAGCAAGUGUGAAGUUAAAAGCCCGGCGAUCUGAAUGUAAUACCAAAGCCACCCACGCAAGGAAUGAUUACCUUCUUACACUAGCAGCAGCAAAUGCACAUCAGGACCGCUACUAUCAAACAGAUUUAGUUAACAUUAUGAAGGCUCUUGAUGGAAAUGUAUAUGACCACCUCAAGGAUUAUUUAAUAGCCUUCAGCCGGACCGAGCUAGAAACUUGCCAAGCUAUACAGAAUACAUUCCAGUUUUUACUAGAAAGCUCCAGCAAGGUGGUACGGGACUAUGACCUUCAGCUGUUUCUACAAGAGAAUGCUGUCUUUCACAAGCCUCAGCCCUUCCAGUUCCAGCCUUGUGACAGUGAUACUAGUUUAAAAGCCGCCCAACUGGUGGAUAUUGAGCUCUCCCCUGUCAGUGCUCUGAGAAUGACGAUAGCUGAGAGUCGACAAUUAGAAUCAGAAACUGGUACCACAGAGGAACACAGUCUAAAUAAGGAGGCUCGGAAAUGGGCCACACGUGUGGCACGUGAGCACAAAAAUAUUGUUCACCAGCAACGGGUUCUAAAUGAACUAGAAUGUCAUGGAGUUGCUGUAUCAGAACAAAGCCGAGCAGAGCUGGAACAGAAAAUAGAUGAAGCUAGAGAAAAUAUCCGUAAAGCAGAGAUCAUUAAAUUGAAAGCUGAGGCCCGACUAGACCUACUGAAGCAGAUUGGGGUUUCUGUAGAUACGUGGUUAAAGAGUGCCAUGAACCAAGUGAUGGAGGAACUGGAAAAUGAGCGGUGGGCCCGCCCUCCAGCUGUGACCAGCAACGGCACUCUACACUCGCUUAAUGCAGAUGCUGAAAGAGAAGAAGGAGAAGAGUUUGAAGAUAACAUGGAUGUUUUUGAUGACAGCAGCUCCAGCCCUUCUGGCACCUUACGAAAUUAUCCACUCACCUGCAAAGUUGUUUAUUCCUAUAAGGCUUCUCAACCAGAUGAGUUGACCAUUGAGGAACAUGAGGUGUUAGAAGUGAUUGAAGAUGGAGAUAUGGAAGACUGGGUAAAGGCUCGAAAUAAAGUUGGCCAAGUGGGUUAUGUGCCAGAAAAAUACCUACAAUUUCCCACCUCAAACAGCCUACUGAGCAUGCUACAGUCUUUGGCUGCUUUGGACAGUCGGUCACACACGUCCAGCAAUUCCACAGAAGCAGAACUUGUUUCAGGCAGCCUGAAUGGAGAUGCCAGUGUCUGUUUUGUGAAAGCACUUUAUGAUUAUGAGGGCCAGACAGAUGAUGAGUUGUCCUUUCCCGAGGGAGCAAUUAUCCGCAUCUUGAACAAAGAAAACCAAGAUGAUGAUGGCUUCUGGGAAGGGGAGUUCAGUGGUCGAAUUGGCGUUUUCCCAUCGGUGCUAGUGGAAGAGCUCUCGGCCUCCGAGAAUGGCGACACUCCAUGGACAAGAGAGAUUCAGAUCUCUCCAUCCCCCAAGCCUCACACAUCCCUGCCUCCACUGCCUCUGUAUGACCAGCCUCCCAGCAGCCCUUAUCCCAGUCCAGAUAAGAGGAGUUCCCAGUUCUUCCCUCGGUCUCCUUCAGCCAAUGAAAACAGCCUUCAUGCUGAAUCACCAGGAUUCUCACAGGCCUCAAGACAGACUCCCGACUCCUCAUAUGGCAAGCUGCGGCCUGUUCGGGCAGCACCCCCACCACCCACACAGAACCACCGACGGACAGCUGAGAAGGUGGAGGAUGUGGAGAUCACACUGGUGUGACAGUGGAUUUACCUUCCGUUACUGCUACAAUCAAGGCCGGGCUUGGAGUUUGGCCAGUCUGUUUUUAGGCACCUUUGCAUGAUGAUGACUCUUGAACGGAGCAAAACCAAGGAGGAUUCGAUGGGAUUGGUUGGCCUGAUUGUGCCUUUUUUGUUGUCAUUUUCUAUGUCAUCUCUCCUACCAUAGCACAAAUCAUAGCAGGUCCUAGAAGCAGAGGGGAGCAGCUCUCACGCCUUAUGGUGGCCCAUUUUUAUAUGAGACUCAAGGCCAGGCCUAGAUCCAGGGCACAGACCCAGAAUUACCAAUUGUGUGAACUCGUACAGUAUAUUACUGUGGCCACACAAGGCUGUGGCAAAGAUCUCAUCUUUCCUCAAGUGGAUUUUGCUUUUCUGAUUGUUAUUCAAAUCAAGUUGACUGUGUAAGGAAACAAGAGGGAUCCAGGAGAGGCUGGCUCCUCCCCAGGUUCAUUCCCAUACUGAAAAUGCAACCUUAUUGGGAAGAAAGUGGACUGCCUGAGCUUAGCGCCAAUUGCAUUAAUGCACAUCUCUUCCUCAACUAACAGAUUUAAAGUAACAGUGUCUUUUGUAUUAAUAUUUAUGCCAUUCAUUUAGUAUUAGUGGGCUAACCUGGAGGGGCUGAAGCCACAUCUUUCCCAUCACAUAGACUAGAAGGGAGGCUAAGGAAGAAGCAGAAAUGGAGCUUCCACAUCUGAAAUGAGCCACUUUAAUGUUCCUUUUGUCUUUGGGUAUUUUUCUUCAUGGUUUUUACAGUGUAUACCCUUCUGAUCAGUAUCCUUUGAAUCCAAGUGUCUGGCUGCAUUGAGGACAAAGGCCUAUACUGCUCAGCUUCUCUACUGGGGAGGCCCUUAUAUUAUUUUUAUUCCCAAGCCAGAGUACUGGCCUAGACAUCUGGGUUGUGAUUGGUGCAGACCAGCUGUUGCCUUCUGAAAGUACAGCUUCAGGUCCUGCUGCCCUGACAUUUGUUCAGGGUGAAGAAUCUAUGGGCCCUGGAGGAAACCUGCUUUCUGUGGAAAAGAUAAAGGACUGCACACAUGCCCAGGUGAAAACAAGGAGGCUAGCACCUCCUGCAGGUCAUGAAAAAGCUCAUGGUGCUCCCCUUGGCUUCAGCCUAAAAGGGCAAGCACUCUGUGGACUGUAGAUCUUGACCUAGGGAACAAAGCAAUGCUUGCCAAUCCUUUUACCUUGACUGGGAAAAGAAAUUCACAGAUUUAAAAGUUGUAUAAUGCUUUGAAAUUUCUAUCCCUUCUGAGAAUCUCUUAAAAACUUGAAAUGGUCACAUGUCCCCGUGGGAUUUUUGACUGAUAUCGGAGCUGAAGGGAUUUUCAGUCAUUUGAUCACUUUAGCAAUGAUACUCUGAUGAAUCUUCUCCAUGAAUUUGGAUUUUUUUGUUUUUACAUUUAUCUGUUGAUCUAUUUGAGGUCUUUUUAUGUUUAUCAAACUUAUUCUUAAGUUUAAAAAAUUAAAAGGGUAUUUUAAGAUUUUCAAAUUUGCUGAUCUUCAAAGUGCUUAUAAUAGAGCAGUUCCUGCCACCCAGUCUUGUAUUCUGUUUAGCUAACCAAAUUGUCCUUGGAUUUGAGUUUCCCAUAACCUCAGAGUUAUUUGAACUCUUUUGUUAUAUUUUAAAAUAUUUUUUGGAAGAGCUGCUAAUUUUAUUUUAAGAAACAAAGUUGUAAAAAUAUGCCUCCUUUUUUUUAAAAAAAAAAAAAAAAGUAACCCUUCUCUCCAGGCCGAAAAACCCCGGCAUCACCAUGCACAGAUCAGUGCUCAGAGGGAGCCUCUGUGUAGAUGCGCUUUCUUUACAGUGGCUGUAAAAAGUUUGUAUUUAUUAUGUAUAAAAUGUUGAAUAAUAAAAAAUGAAAUUAAAUUUU